Molecule: messenger RNA, 2322 nt
Organism: Periophthalmus magnuspinnatus
Lineage: Eukaryota; Metazoa; Chordata; Actinopteri; Gobiiformes; Gobiidae
Gene: prelp
Product: proline/arginine-rich end leucine-rich repeat protein
Exons: 7
Coding region: 126-1304 (392 amino acids)
Molecular function (GO): protein binding
Source: RefSeq, a predicted model, not a curated record
AGGGAAGGAGAAAGAGAGAGGGAAGAGGAGGGAGAGAGGCAGAGAGGCUGAAGGGAGUUACUAGAGGAGCAGACAGGAGAAGGCUACACAGGCAGAAGCUCAAACUUACCAAAGAGGGCAGGAAGAUGAAGGCGGGUGCAGGACUCCUCUCUGCAGUAGCGCUGUUCCUCCUGGUGGGGGCAGUGUUGAGCCAGAAUGUGCCACGAGUGAAGAAACCCACCAAGCGCCCGCCCUCCUCCAGGAAACCCUCCGUGCCCCGCCCCGCUCGCCCCCCUCGGCCCCCCCUCACCCCCAGCCCUCCCCGCCCCGCCCUCCCUGAACCCAUAGAACCCACAGAUCUGCCCCCGGUCAUCUUUGGUAGCUCAGACAUGUUCGAGCACUGCCCCAAAGUCUGCACCUGCACCAGGACUUACCCCAAUGUCCUGUUCUGUGAAAACCAUAACCUCCGAGUGGUCCCUGUGAUCCCGGAAAGGACGCAUUACCUGUACCUGCAAAACAACUUCAUCUCGGAGCUCACCGCGGAGCCAUUUGCCAACGCUACAGAGGUGCGCUGGAUCAACCUGGCCAACAAUCGCAUCCACCGCAUAGACAAACAGGUGUUUGAGCACCUGCCAUCGCUCCUGUACCUGUACGCCCAGAGGAAUCAGUUGAAGGAGGUCCCUGCUGGUAUGCCCACGAGUCUGGAGCAGCUGAGACUUGCCAAGAACCGUAUCACCAACAUCCCCUCAGGAGCCUUCAGCAAGAUGGGCAACCUCACCCUACUCGACCUGUACCACAACCAGUUAAGUGACAGUGACCUGGGGAAGAACACGUUUAAAGACCUGCACGGCCUGAUGCAGCUCAACUUGGCCCAUAACGUUCUGAAGAAGAUGCCCAUUGGAGUGCCCAAAGGAAUCAUUCAACUGUUCCUGGACAAAAACCGCAUCGACGGCAUCCCAAAAGAUUAUUUCAAUGGCUUCUCUCACUUGGCGUUCCUCAGGCUGAACUAUAAUCAGUUGAGUGACAAAGGCGUCCCAAAAACAGUCUUCAACAUCUCGUCUCUCCUGGACCUGCAGCUUGCCCACAAUCAGCUCUCCUCUGUGCCCAUGUUCAACAGCCACCUGGAACACCUGCACCUCAACCAUAACACCAUAGAGAGCAUCAACGGCACACUCCUCUGCCCCUACAGCAUGGAGGUGGAGCUAGAGGACCACAGCCUUCUGCCCCGCCUACGAUACUUGCGUUUGGACGGGAACCACGUGAGCCCCCCCAUCCCCAUGGACGUCAUCAUGUGCUUCAGACACCUGCAGUCCAUCGUCAUUUAGACUGGGACUAAACCAGGACUGAAUCAGGACUGAAGCUGUGCUGAAGCAGUGCUGAACCAGGUCUGGACCAGGUCUGAACCAGGACUAAACCAGGACUGAACCAAGACUAAACCAGGACUUACCCAGAUCUAAAACAAGAGUAAACCAUAACGAGACGAAGGCCUGAACCAAAGACCAACCAAGGACCAAACUGACUAGGACUAAACCAGAACUACACCAGGACUAAACCAAGACUAAACCAGGACUAAACCAAGAUGGAACCAAGACCAAAUCAAGACUAAACCAAGACUAAAUCAAGACUACACCAAGACUAAAUCAAGACUAAACCAAGACUAAACCAGGACUAAACCAGGACUAAAUCAAAACUACACCAGGACUAAACCAGGACUAAAUCAAGACUAAACCAAGACUAAACCAGGACUAAACCAGGACUAAAUCAAAACUACACCAGGACUAAACCAGGACUAAACCAAGACUAAAUAAAGACUAAACCAAGACUAAAUCAAGACUACACCAAGACUAAACCAGGACUAAACCAAGACUAAACCAGGACUAAACCAAGACUAAACCAGGACUAAACCAGGACUAAACCAAGACUAAACCAGGACUAAACCGGGGCUAAACCAAGACUAAAUCAAAACUACACCAGAACUAAACCAGGACUAAUCCAUGAUACAAACUUGAACUGCAAAACACUUGUGUGCUCCACUUGCAGGCCCCAAACCACAAAAUGAGAACCACCUUGAAGACGGGAGCAUUACGACUUUAAUACUUUUUUUUUUUUUUUUUGUUCCAAUAAUGUUAUAAUUUUAAUAUGUGUAAAAUAGCUCAGAAUGAAGGUGACACUGAGGACAGCUUGAUGCAAAACAAUCAAAAGAAAAGAACUUAAAACUACCAUGUAGUUGAUGAGGUCCUGGAUGCACCUGUGAUGUUUAAGUACUCCAUGUAAAAACGAUUUGUUACUCUUGUUUUCUGUAUAAAGUCACUUUGUACAAAAAUAAAUCCAUCUUUUGCUCUA